Messenger RNA from Oncorhynchus gorbuscha (pink salmon), 2265 nucleotides. RefSeq lists its product as uncharacterized. NCBI's taxonomy places the organism in Eukaryota, Metazoa, Chordata, Actinopteri, Salmoniformes, Salmonidae. Gene Ontology annotation, cellular component: mitochondrion. The record is from RefSeq and is a predicted model, not a curated record. Gene Ontology annotation, biological process: positive regulation of proton-transporting ATP synthase activity, rotational mechanism; peptidyl-lysine trimethylation; regulation of mitochondrial ATP synthesis coupled proton transport. The transcript has 5 exons. Gene Ontology annotation, molecular function: protein-lysine N-methyltransferase activity. The coding region runs from base 781 to 1419 and encodes 212 amino acids.
AUGACUCAUGGGCGGAAAUUAAGCGUUUGGCCUUUUGAUUGAUGUCUACUGGCCGCCUGAAUGGCUCAUUGACCUAUAAAGUAAGGGAUUGCUGAAACGGGGGCGCGUCAGGUAGGUCGCAGUUGCAAAGCCUAAUGUGCGUGUUUUACUAAAUUGUAGCCUAUUUGUGCAACUAUCUUUUUUAUGUCGUGCAAUAAUAUUACAACACAUGUUUUCUCGUCUACAAAUGUGUCUGCAAAAUGUUCUAUAAAACAUACAUAGGCUUACAGAAUCAACGUGUAUAACAUAUGUGGGAAAUAUCUUGCUAAACAUCUUGGGUAAUGAUCAACUCACCAAUAUUAACGCAUGCAUUGAUAUAGUAGCAAAUUCGCUUUGAACAAUUGUUAUGUUUGAAAAGAUUUUGAUGACUGAAGUUUCGUAAACAAAAGUUUUCUAAAUAUUGCUUUGCACGAUCAUAUAACACUAUGGCACCCUCUGCUGGGGGCUUGAAUCCUUGCAUGUCUAGUGAAUUACUUUAUUAAUUGUCGAUGUCUAUGACACGUUGCAAAUGUCAAUAUCAGAGAAACUCUAUUUGCAUUGCUUUACAACUACUUUGAAUGCCGGCAAAAACUUUUGUGUUCAGAUAUUUAUUUAUGAUUGUGUCAAAAAUAAACAGUGAAUCAAGACAUUAAGCCUAUCCCUGUCUACUUGACUGUUGCCUCUGCUGUUUUUAUUGGCCUAGUACAGUACACAUGUGGAUGCUAACCACUGCUUUAUGUAGCCUAAUAGAGACAGUUUAUCAUGGAGGACUCCACAGAAUUCAUUCUCCAGGAUCAAGGCUCCAGGAUGGUCCAUAGCAGUAAGGACAACCCCAUCCUGACAGUUGCUACUGGGGCUUUGCUCGCUGGCCUCUACGGAAUGUGGACUAUGUUUGCCCUUCCUGGCUUCCGCAAAGUUCCAAGAAGACUCAAGGUGCCUUACCUGCCCUCAAGUAAAGCUCAGAUCGUAAACGUCAUGCAGCUGCUGGAGGGACGCAGAGGCCAACUAGUUGAUCUGGGAUCAGGAGACGGGAGACUGGUGUUUGCUGCCUACUCUGUUGGCCUCCAGUGUACUGGAUUUGAGAUCAACUCCAUGUUGCUGGCAUAUGCUAAAGUGAAGGCACGCUGGACAGGAGUACCACCCAGCCAGGCAAACUUUGUCAACAAGGACUUCUGGAAGACUGAUUUGUCAAACUACAACAACGUGACUGUAUUUCUAGCCCCAGGAUUGAUGGAGGUGCUGUGUGAGAAGCUUCUGAGGGAGCUUCCUGAUGACGCGUGUGUCGUCGCCUGCCGCUUCCCCUUCCCCCAGUGGCCCCACCGAGCCUCGCAGGGCGACGGCCUCGACCAGGCCUGGGCCUAUGACAUCAGCACUGUACGCUCAGCCCUGGGCCAGGCAUGACCCUAUGACCUUAUACUGUGCAUCGAUGACUGGAUUCAUCCUAAUGUCAUUCACUGGUUCACACCAAACCCAAUAUAUGCUAAUUAUCACCCCAAAUCAAACCCAGUAUCGCCAACUGCUUCUGUCUUUGUGUACAUUUUAUUUUUUGAUUUAUUCAAAAGGCACUCGCACAUCUGAGCUAUCUUUGUUGCAGGUGCAUGGUAACAGUUGAACAAGAUGAGAAAAAAGAAGAAACCCGCACACUGCUCUUGAUAGUAUCACUGCUCUUUAAUAAGCUCUACGUAUCGGCCUCAUGGACUUCCUCAGAGCAUUUGUGAGUUUAAAAAAAAGUUUUUACACCCUUAUGUAGACAUAGCUCCACCCACAUCCGUUCAAUGCAUCGAAUGGGAUUGGAGUUGAGGGAAAAUUAUUUGAAUAUUUAUGUUAUAUUUGUUAUAUUUUGUAAUGCUUAUUGUAAUGCUUAUAACAGUAUAACUUUAAACCGUCCCCUCGCCCAUACCCGGGCUCGAACCAGUCACCCACGAAGCAUCGUUACCCAUCACUCCACAAAAGCCGCAGCCCUUGCAGAGCAAGGGGAACCACUACUUCAAGGUCUCAGAGCAAGUGACGCCAACGAUUGAAACGCUAACCACUAACUAAGCUAGCCGUUUCACACCCGUUACGCUUACUUAUGUGUUAACAUAAAACAUAUUAAACGGGUGUUGUUGGAAGUAGACUAAAGUGCAGCGUGGUCAGCUACAUUUUCCUUUUAUUGUAAAAUAUCGCCAACAAAACAACAAACGAAAGCAACAACCGUGAAGCUUAUAGGGCUAACUGCCACAAACAAAGUUAACUACACACACUGAA